AGUUACCGGUUGGAAAUCAUUGAGAUUACAUUAAAGAUGUCACGAUGAAUAACAGUUGAGCAGUUAUACAAACUUUUUUCCUUAGUGCUUUAAACAUUCCAUUAGAAGAGUUUAGUCAAUAUUCCUUAUUGUUUAAAUCAGUUUUUUUCAACGAUUUUUAUUUAUUCCAAGAAACUUUGAGAUAUCAUUCGAAUGAACAACUCAGAUAAUUGUAAUGUUCAUAGUGUUAAUACAUCUCUAGCCUGUCAAUACAUAAAAUAUACUCAAUCUUGUAUCUCGAAUGAUGGAUAUAUCGAUUAUACUCAGUUUAUUUACUGUGACUUUAAUGGUUCAGCAAGAUUUUUAGGAUUAGUUCUUGUUAUAUUAUGGUGGCUAGUUCUUUUCAUUUCUCUUGCCGUUGUUGCGGAUGAUUUUUUCUGUCCGUCUCUUGUUAUUAUAUCAAAAACCUUGAAACUCAGCGAUAACAUUGCUGGCGUAACAUUAUUAGCUUUUGGAAAUGGAGCCCCAGAUGUAUUUUCAUCCAUAUCAGCCGUAAAGAGUAGCCAUAAUGGUGAUAUAUCAUUAGCUCUUUGCGCCCUAACAGGUGCUGGAGUCUUUGUAACAACGGUCGUUGCCGGCUCAGUUGCUUUUGCGAAACCUUUCUCCUGUAUGCAAAGGCCUUUUUUGAGAGAUACAAUAUUUUUUAUUGCUGCAGCCUGUAUGACUUUAGGAUUGAUAUGGAAUGGAAGAGUAACACUUAUUUGGUCUUGCUGCUAUCUUGGAUUAUACAUAUUUUAUGUUAUAGUUGUUAUAGCGGCAAGGGCCAUACGAAAAAAAUGGCAGAGUACGCAGAAAGAUCCUCUCUCAAUUCAAAGCGAUCCUUUGGUAACGGCAGAUGACGAAGUAACCUUCUCACAAAUUACAUUUAAUGAUACCUUCGUCCGUCAAUCAGAGGCCGAGGGUCGUAGCGAAAAUAAUGAUGACGUACCACUUUUGAGUGUGAAAGAUCCUGAACAGAAGGGAUUCUUAAUCUUGUUGAUAAACGGUUUAAAAACUAUUGAUUACGAAGAGUUUAAAGAGAAGCCGAUAUAUAAGAAAAUUUAUGAUGUGGUUAAGUCACCGGCCUUAUUCGCUUUUAAAUUAACGACACCAGUUGUUGAGGAAGAUAGUUGGAAUAAACCUCUAAGCUGUUUACAAUGCGUUAUUGGAACAACAUUUAUAAUCUUUGCAGCAAAUUACGAAGUGGCAUUAACCUACCUUGGUGGAAGAUUUCCGGUGUUUGUAAUUUUUACAACAAUUGGAAUAUUGUUGGCUGUCUUGGUGCACUUUACAUCAACUCUCUCAGAGCCUCCUGUAUAUUAUAAAGGUUUCUCUUAUCUGGCCUUUAUUGUGGCCAUCUUAUGGAUUAAUACAAUUGCUAAUGAAGUCGUGAAUGCUCUUAGUGCAAUUGGCAUUUACAUACAUAUAUCUCCGGGAAUUCUUGGCUUGACUCUUCUGGCUUGGGGAAACUCUCUGGGAGACAUGAUAGCCGAUAUUGCUAUGGCCAAGCAAGGUUUCCCAAGAACAGCUAUAUCAGCUUGCUUUGGUGGCCCUUUAUUUACUCAAAGUAACAAAACUGCAGAAAGUUAUGGUUGGGAGUUUGAUAGCUUCAAUCACUCUAUCUUUUAUAAUGGUUCCAUUGAUGAAAUUCAAAUUAGGGAAAAUAUACGCACUAAUUUUGUAUGGAUUUUAUGUAAUUUCGGAUUGUUUGCCCUAACAUCAAGUGCAAGCGAGGCAGAACUUCAUAAGCGUUUUAAAAAUAUUCAACCGGCAAUUAGGCCUUUAAACGAAGGAUUAACAUCUGUUUUGGAAAUUGAUUUAGUAUCACCAAAGGUCAUGGAUUUGGUAGAACAUAAGAAUCUUUUAAGGGUCAAUAGUUGGCUACGUCUAAAAUGGAAGGAUGAUCGCUUGAAAUGGUCAAAAGAGGAUUUUGCAGAUGUGAAUACAACUCGGCUACAAGUUCAGAAUAUUUGGACACCCAGAAUUAUUCUUUCAAACAUGGCGGAUACAGAAUCUCUUGUUGCUUCGUCAGCAUCUGAAAAAUAUUUAGUACGUGUUACUAGUGACGGUGAUGUUACUUGGACGUAUCCAGCCAUCUUCAAUGUUGACUGUCAUUUUGAAUUUUGGAGAUUUCCUUACGAUACGCAACAUUGUUGGCUACAUUUUACAGUUGUUGACUAUUUAUCUAAUGAACUAAAGUUUACUAUACCGAAAGGUAUGAGGCAAACGCACAAAAUUGAAAGUCGUGAAUGGAUAAUAAUGGAAUUUAAACCAUUUGUAAUUAAUCCGGACCAAGGAGGAGAAAAUUAUCCAGAUAGAAAAUUCAAGACCGAAAGCGUUCCCAAUUUGUGUAGAAAACUGUUUUUGGGUAAACUAAGGACUCUUUUCUGCGUUAGAAAGUUUCAAUAUCUACCCGUUGAUAGUUCGGGAGUAAAUUCAAUGAGUAGAACAAUGAUAAAUGCCGAUGAUUUAUUUGAUAACGAAGCUCUUCCAAGAUCACCAACCCUUUCGUUGGAGAAGACGUUAGAAGAUAUAAGGAAGUACUUAAGAGUUUGCGCUCAAUUGCAAAAUAACCCACAGGCGAGCAACAAUAACGAGAAUGCUACAUCUCAUAAGGAGUUAGUCGACAACGAAUGGAACCAAUUAACGACUGUCCUCGAGAGACUUUUCUUUUGUUUCUAUAUCGUUUUUAACGUGAUUUUGUCGAUAGCUCUAUUAUCCCAUUAA
Molecule: messenger RNA, 2745 nt
Organism: Dimorphilus gyrociliatus
Lineage: Eukaryota; Metazoa; Annelida; Polychaeta; Dinophilidae
Source: the annotation of a GenBank genome assembly